AUGGGUCUGGCGAGCUACUUCAAGGCUUCGAGCCGGCAAGACGCUGCGCCCACGACUGCCCCUCCCCCUCCCGCCGCUGGCCCCGAUGCUUCACCGCAGGCGGCCGCCCCGUCGCGGCAGCGGCAGCGGCAGCAGAAGCAGACGCAGCACUCGGCAGCCCCGAUGUCAGAGAAGAGGCAGGGCCCCGUGGGCGGUAUCGGCGACUUGGAGCUGCAGCCUCCCACCUCGCGCUUCAACUCGCGUCCCCAGUCCAUCUCCGGGCGGUCUAUACGCUCCAACCGCAGCUCCAUGUUCGUCGACGACAUCAAGCACGAGGUCAUGGUCAACUACCUCUACCAGCAGCAAUGCUCGCACCUCUGGGUCAGCGACGGCUCCGGCGACGUCGAGGGCGUCCUCCUCCGCAAGUCGAGGGGCGUGUACAUGGCGUGCCCUCCUCAGCUGGGCAACUCGUCCUUUGCCGCCUCUUGCACCGCUCUCAAUGUUCAGUGUGCCAUAACCGUCAACUCCCGCGUCAUCAAGACUUUCCUUCAAUGGUCCCCCGGAGCGGUCGAUGUGCCCCUGAUGAAUGGCCUGAGGGUGCAGAUUCUCCCGACCAUAGAGGACCUGGCGCGCGCGAGGAAGCACCAGUUCGCCGCCUUUGUCGCGUCCGAGGGUCUCCUGGUAGUGUGGGACGACGACGCCCUGCACGUGAUUCAGAGGGCCAAGGCCAUCGAGUCGGAGCUCAUGGAGCUCGUCUGGAAGCAGGGGGGCGCCGACGACGACGACUCCGACGAGAAGGCGGGCCCGGCCGCGGACGAUUCCGAGAUGGACGAGGAGAGCGGCGAGGUCAGGCCUGAGAGGCGGCCGAUACACCUGCAGAACAGCGUGCUCGUCAUGCUCACCCUGAUCAUCGUCAUCCUCGCCCUGGGCGCGGCCUGGCGCCAGCUGGCCAUCGAGGUGUCGGUGGACGGCGACUACAGCCGGCUGGGCCUCGUGGCUCUGUUCCCCGUCCAGAUCUUCUUCACCCUCUUCUUUGCUCAGGUCAUCGUCGGCUGCCUGGCGCAGAUCUUCGGCCCCAUCCACCAGCUGUCGGUCAACUCCAAGUUCUACUCGGCGCGUUCCCCCCGGCAGCUGCAGACCGACUCCCUCCCGCACGUGACGAUCCAGUGCCCCGUGUACAGGGAGGGUCUGCAGGGCGUCAUCAUGCCGACGGUCAGGUCCGUCAAGCAGGCCAUCUCGACCUACGAGCUGCAGGGCGGGUCGGCCAACAUGUUCAUCAACGACGACGGCCUGCAGCUCAUCUCGGAGGAGGACCGGCGGGCGCGCAUCGACAUGUACGCCGACAACAGCAUCGGCUGGGUGGCGCGGCCGAGGCACGGCGAGAACGGCUUCCUGCGCGGGGGCAAGUUCAAGAAGGCGUCCAACAUGAACCACGCCCUCAUGAUCUCGUGCAAGGUCGAGGACAGGCUGCAGGCCAUCAGCCGGCCGGCCGAGUGGAGCCAGCACGACGAGGCGCAGGCCUACGAGCAGGCGCUGAAGGAGGUGCUGGAGGACGACGGCGCGACCUGGGCCGACGGCAACGUCCGCGUCGGCGACUACAUCCUCCUCAUCGACUCGGACACGCGCGUCCCGGCCGACUGCCUCCUGGACGCCGUCUCCGAGAUGGAGCAGGCGCCGGAAGUGGCCAUCAUGCAGUUCUCGUCUGGCGUGAUGCAGGUGGUCAACACGUACUUUGAGAACGGCAUCACCUUCUUCACCAACCUCAUCUACACGGCGAUCCGGUACACCGUGUCCAACGGCGACGUGGCCCCGUUCGUCGGCCACAACGCCGUCCUCCGCUGGUCGGCCGUCCAGCAGGUCGCGUACCGGGACGGCGACGGCUACGACAAGUUCUGGUCCGAGAGCCACGUGUCCGAGGACUUUGACAUGUCGCUCCGCCUCCAGUGCGACGGCUACACCGUCCGCCUGGCCGCCUGGGCCGGCGACGGCUUCAAGGAGGGCGUGUCGCUGACCGUGUACGACGAGCUCGCCCGCUGGGAGAAGUACGCCUACGGCUGCAACGAGCUCCUCUUCCACCCCGUCCGCACCUGGCCCUGGCGCGGCCCCUUCACCCCGCUCUUCCGCCGCUUCCUCCUGUCCAGCAUCAGGUUCACCUCCAAGAUCACCAUCGUCUCCUACAUCGGCACCUACUACGCCAUCGGCGCCGCCUGGAUCAUGACCGCCGCCAACUACUUCCUCGUCGGCUGGUUCAACGGCUACCUCGACAAGUACUACAUCGACUCGUGGCAGGUCUGGUUCUCCAUCAUCAUCGUCUUCAACGGCCUGGGCAACGUCGCCCUCGCCAUCAUGCGCUACCGUAUCGGCGAGAGGUCCCUGCUGUACUCGCUCUUGGAGAACUUCAAGUGGACCGUCAUGCUGGCCAUCUUCCUCGGUGGCCUGUCGCUGCACGUCAGUCAGGCCCUGCUCGCUCACAUGUUCGAGGUCAAUAUGACGUGGGGUGCGACGAGCAAGGAGGCCGAAUUCUCAAACUUUUUCAUCGAGGUCCCCAAGGUUUUGAAAAAGUUCAAAGGAUCAAUCGUCUUCUCUCUCCUAUCAAUUAUCGCCAUGAUCGUUCUGGCUGUUGCCCCCUUUGUUCCUCACGAUUGGAAGAUCACCGACUUCGUGGCUAUUCUGCCCAUGGCCACCGUCGCUGCUAGCCAUUUCCUGCUUCCUCUGGCUUUGAACCCUGCCCUCAUGACAUUCUCAUGGUGA
Geosmithia morbida is the source of this 2730-nucleotide messenger RNA. RefSeq lists its product as uncharacterized. The coding region runs from base 1 to 2730 and encodes 909 amino acids. The record is from RefSeq and is a predicted model, not a curated record. Lineage: Eukaryota; Fungi; Ascomycota; Sordariomycetes; Hypocreales; Bionectriaceae. The transcript is spliced from 3 exons.